Messenger RNA from Penicillium canescens, 1791 nucleotides. RefSeq lists its product as uncharacterized. Gene Ontology annotation, molecular function: G-rich strand telomeric DNA binding; telomerase inhibitor activity. Gene Ontology annotation, biological process: telomere capping; regulation of telomere maintenance via telomerase. The transcript is spliced from 4 exons. The record is from RefSeq and is a predicted model, not a curated record. Gene Ontology annotation, cellular component: nuclear telomere cap complex; chromosome, telomeric region. The coding region runs from base 1 to 1791 and encodes 596 amino acids. Lineage: Eukaryota; Fungi; Ascomycota; Eurotiomycetes; Eurotiales; Aspergillaceae.
AUGGCUCUAGGAGAUUUGGUAUCUAUCUCCACUGCUUGUUCUUCCAGGGGAACUUUCAGUGUGCUAGGCGUGGUGGUUGAUACUCUCCCACCCCUUCGGACCAAAGGCUCCUCUGCGUGUGUCACAUUCACCAUUAAAGACUCCGAGUUUGAUGCACCUCACUGGCAAGGGGGUCUGAAAGUCAAAUAUUUCAACGACGAUGAAAGUCACCUUCCCAAUGUUCAGGUCAACGACCUAGUUCUGCUACGAAGCAUCCGGGUGAGCAUCUACCAAAACAAGCCCACAGGAGUUGUCUCCCAGCAGGAGAGCGUUUUCUGGAUAGUUUUUCGACCAGAGCCAGGGCCAGGAUCCAGUCUGUCCAUCACCAGUGGUCCUGUUCCUUUUGAGCCGAAUUUAUGGGAAAAGGACCAGGCGCAGGCACUCUUGGAUCGUGUGUCUGCCGAGGGGCAUAUUGUGCAACCAUCCACAUCGCGCAGUGUGCCCGUCUCUCAAAGGCCUUCCCACGUUGUUCAAGCUUCUGCCUCGACCCCGAAAUCGGGAUUACCCUUCUCCCUUAUUAAAGAUGUCAAGCCGGGCAAAUUUGCUCAACUACUUGGUCAAGCUGUAAAGCUGGACACGUAUGACAGCGAGAAAUGCCUGAUGCUCAUGACUGAUUACACGGAGAAUUCGCAACUUGAGGACUACAAGAAGCCUGGGGAAGAAGAAGACGAGUCAGGCCCCGAAGGCGAUCAAUUCAACUACUUGGCACGGAGGAGAAAGGACUGGCCCGGUCCCUGGGGUCAAUUAACGAUCCAAGUGACUUUGUGGGAACCCCAUGCCACCUAUGCUCGAGAACAUAUCAAGCCAGGUGAUCUUGUUCUCUUGACCUAUGUACGGAUCAAGGAAGGUCGUGGCUUAGAGGCUGCUGUUCACCAAGACAGGAAAUACCCAGAAAAGCUUCAUAUCAAGGCACUGAAGGGUGGCCAUGACGAACGCGCACAGGCGUUGAUGAAACGUCGGGCAGAGUACUGGAAGAUCCAUGGUGAACCCAAGGCCGAUACCAAGAAUGCCAAAAAGCGGAAUAAGAAGGCCCAAGAGCAGAAAAAGGAGGCAAAAAAAGAAGCAGGGCAGCUCAUUUUGCCAGCAGCCACGCGAACCAAGCUAAAUCCACACAUCAAACCAAACGCCUACCUAGCCACUGUUUCUCCUCUUGAAAAGAUUUUGCGGGCAGAAUCUCACAUCAACCAUGCUCCAGGAGGCGUUGUCUACCAACUACCAUUCCAAAAUGUCAACUAUAUCUCCGAACUCCGUGUGGUCGAUUUCUUUCCUCCAAAUUUAGAAGACUUCGCCGUGCAGACUACACAAGCAGCCUUGUCAGAAGACACAGAGACAUACUCUGGCUGGGAAUGGCGGUUCUGCCUCCUUGUGGAAGGAGUGGAGCCACAGCCUUCUAAGCAGCAACCCCGGGCACGAAUGAAGCUUUUCGUGUCUCGUCAUGACGGUGAUUGUCUCCUGGAUAUGGAAGCAAUAGACCUUCGCAAAAGACCUCGAAAACUGGAUCUUAUGAAAGAGAAGCUCUUCUAUCUCUGGGGCAAUCUCGAAGAGCGAAAGAAAGCCAUAGCUUCUGGCAACCAAAACCCAGAACCACUCAGCUCGCUGCCAUUCAAAUGCUGCAUCAAGGAAUACGGAGUGAAGUGUACCCAUAACAAAGACCCCAAUGCAAUGGAUGUCGAUGGCGAGGACUGCAGCCAGCCCGAUUGCUUUGGAUGGGAGAGACGUUUCGGCAUAUUUGGCACAACUAUCCACUCAUGA